CCCGCCCGCCCGCCCGCCUUAAAUGUGACACCGGCGCCUCGGAGCGCGACCUGAAGCCACUGCCGGGGAGGGGACGAGCACCAUGUCGAAUCUGAGCAAAGGCACGGGCAGCCGGAAGGACACCAAGAUGCGGAUCCGGGCCUUUCCGAUGACCAUGGAUGAAAAAUAUGUGAACAGCAUUUGGGACCUUCUGAAAAAUGCAAUUCAAGAAAUCCAGCGUAAGAAUAACAGUGGUCUUAGCUUUGAGGAGCUCUAUAGAAAUGCAUAUACAAUGGUUUUGCAUAAACAUGGAGAAAAGCUCUACACUGGAUUAAGAGAAGUUGUUACGGAACAUCUCAUAAAUAAGGUGCGAGAAGAUGUACUAAAUUCAUUGAAUAACAACUUUCUUCAAACGCUAAAUCAAGCUUGGAAUGAUCAUCAAACAGCUAUGGUGAUGAUUAGAGACAUAUUAAUGUAUAUGGACCGUGUAUAUGUACAACAAAAUAAUGUGGAGAAUGUCUACAAUUUGGGAUUAAUUAUUUUUCGAGAUCAAGUUGUCCGUUAUGGUUGUAUUAGGGAUCAUCUACGGCAAACUCUAUUGGAUAUGAUUGCAAGAGAGCGGAAAGGAGAAGUUGUAGACAGAGGCGCAAUAAGAAAUGCUUGCCAGAUGUUAAUGAUUUUAGGUCUUGAAGGAAGAUCAGUCUAUGAAGAAGAUUUUGAGGCUCCUUUUUUGGAAAUGUCUGCAGAAUUUUUUCAGAUGGAAAGCCAGAAAUUUUUAGCAGAAAACAGUGCUUCAGUAUAUAUAAAGAAAGUAGAAGCUAGAAUUAAUGAAGAAAUAGAACGGGUGAUGCACUGCCUUGACAAAUCAACUGAAGAGCCAAUUGUAAAGGUGGUUGAAAGGGAACUCAUUUCUAAGCACAUGAAGACUAUAGUAGAAAUGGAGAAUUCUGGACUAGUACAUAUGUUGAAAAAUGGAAAGACAGAAGACCUUGCUUGUAUGUACAAGUUAUUUAGUCGUGUGCCAAAUGGUCUGAAAACAAUGUGUGAGUGUAUGAGUUCCUAUUUGAGGGAGCAGGGUAAAGCCCUUGUUUCUGAGGAGGGAGAAGGAAAGAAUCCCGUUGACUAUAUCCAGGGGUUAUUGGAUCUGAAGAGUAGAUUUGAUCGCUUCCUCCAGGAAUCGUUCAAUAAUGACCGGCUCUUUAAACAGACUAUUGCGGGUGACUUUGAGUAUUUUCUUAACCUCAACUCCAGGUCCCCAGAAUACCUCUCAUUAUUUAUUGAUGAUAAGUUGAAAAAGGGAGUCAAAGGGCUAACAGAACAAGAAGUAGAAACAAUAUUGGAUAAGGCAAUGGUCCUUUUUAGGUUUAUGCAAGAAAAAGAUGUAUUUGAACGUUAUUAUAAACAACACUUGGCAAGGAGACUUCUCACAAAUAAAAGUGUUUCUGAUGACUCUGAAAAAAAUAUGAUAUCUAAGUUAAAGACUGAGUGUGGAUGUCAGUUCACAUCAAAACUGGAGGGAAUGUUUAGGGAUAUGAGCAUCUCUAACACAACUAUGGAUGAGUUCAGGCAACACCUACAGGCAACUGGGGUGUCUUUAGGUGGUGUUGAUCUCACAGUUCGGGUGCUCACGACAGGGUAUUGGCCCACUCAGUCAGCCACACCAAAGUGCAACAUCCCACCGGCACCAAGACAUGCUUUUGAGAUAUUCAGAAGGUUUUACUUAGCCAAACACAGUGGCCGGCAGCUCACACUACAGCAUCAUAUGGGUUCUGCAGAUCUCAAUGCCACCUUUUAUGGGCCAGUUAAAAAGGAAGAUGGAUCUGAAGUUGGUGUUGGAGGUGCACAAGUAACUGGCUCUAAUACACGGAAGCACAUAUUGCAAGUCUCCACUUUCCAGAUGACCAUACUAAUGCUCUUUAAUAAUAGAGAAAAAUACACGUUUGAGGAAAUUCAACAAGAGACUGAUAUUCCUGAAAGAGAGCUUGUUAGAGCCUUACAGUCCCUGGCCUGUGGCAAACCAACACAGCGGGUUCUUACAAAAGAACCCAAGUCAAAGGAAAUAGAAAAUGGGCACAUAUUUACAGUUAAUGAUCAGUUCACAUCCAAACUACACAGAGUCAAGAUUCAAACAGUUGCUGCCAAACAAGGUGAAUCUGACCCAGAAAGAAAAGAAACAAGGCAGAAAGUAGACGACGAUAGAAAACACGAGAUAGAAGCUGCUAUAGUGCGGAUUAUGAAAUCUAGAAAGAAGAUGCAGCACAAUGUGUUAGUAGCAGAGGUAACUCAGCAGUUGAAGGCUCGAUUCUUACCAAGUCCAGUUGUUAUUAAGAAACGUAUUGAAGGACUUAUUGAGAGAGAAUAUUUGGCACGAACACCUGAGGAUCGCAAAGUAUACACAUAUGUAGCAUAAAAUGCGUUCAGAAAUUUGAUUUAUUCUUGGACUGUAUUCUUCGCAUGGACUGGGAAGUUCUUUUAAAUCAUUAAAUAUUAAGACGACCAUCUCUUCUAUUAAAUUACAGUACAUGUUCUAAACCAUUCAGAUCAAGCCUUUACUCCCUUUGAGAGUCUCAACAUCAAUUGAUUGAGCUUCAGGCUUUUCAACGUUUAUCCCUGUAGAGAUCAUCUUUACAGUUCCUCGGGAAAAUGUGAAUGUGCCGCGUUUUGUUUUCAAUACUGUAUGAAAACAGGAAAAAAUAAAACAAAAUUUAGAAAAUACAGCUCAUUAAAAUAAAAUUGUUGGAUUUCAUUUCCCCAGGUCUUCAGUGUUGAUGUAAAUGUGUUUCUGUAGUUGCUUAGCACUUUGUGCAUUGUAUAAGUUGGGUAACAAAAGUGGUAAAAGAAGUGACAGAAUUCCCAGUUAUCUUGCUCUGCUUUAAGACAUUUCUUUAGCUAGUCUUGUUUAAUUUAAAGGUUUGAUAAAUAUACAAAGACCCAAGCCUACAAUUUGAGCAUGCAUUACUCUAUCACUCGCACUUACUAAUCUUAUAGCCUUAUGACCAGGAACCUUUGUUUUGGGCUCAGUACACUGAUUUGGUUUUCCCUGUUGUAAUUUGAGAUUUCCCCAAUUAAGUUCUAUAAUGAUUAGGUUUUGUUCCGAGUUAUUUCUAGAGAAAGAAAAUAUUUUAGUAUGUAUAAAUUGUAAAAUAAUUUUUUGCUGUUGUACUCACUGCUAAUAGUGGAUUGUAUAGGGCGGUGUUUUUAAUUUCAUUUAUUGUAGACAGAAAUAAAUGAAUUUAGUAUAUACAUACCCACUAAUUCAAGUAUGUAAGAGCACAAAGUUGGCAGCUGGCUAUAUUUAAUUCAGCCCCUUGAAAAGCACAUACAGUCUACACUUUGUUUAUAAAUAUGUUAGCCCCCCCCACACUUAAAUAUAUAUUUUGGUGAAGCUGUGGUGCACUAUUAAUUUUCUGUUUUAAAAUGCAAUCUAAAGAUGCAAUAAAUAUGAUUACCUUGGUAUUUUUAAUGAGAUCUUCAGUUCUUGUAGCUGUGUUUUGGAGGGUGAUUAAGCAAUAUUUUUCAAACCUGAUGACUCUUGGAUAUUUAGCUGUUGACCUCCAAAGAGUCAUCGUUUCAUAUUUUUAAAGAUGUGCUUUGUGCUGAAGAUUCACGUCAGUUAUCCCGUGCUUCCAACUUUCACCAAUGUUUUUUACUUGAUUGAUCUGCCAAGGACUGUAGUUUCCUUUAUUUUAACUUCAAAGUAUUUUUAUCUUCAAUUUUAUUUCAUUUCAUUUUCAUAAGACAAUGUUUCAAAAAUGUAAUUGGGGCAAACCACUACAGGUUUCUAUUGCGUUAGAAAAAUGAAAUGUUACUAAUAAUUUCAAAUAACCGACCUCCCUCCGUUGACUAUAAGUACUGUUGAUACAUUUAUUAGAAUGUAUGUCUCAGAAGAUGAUUUCUGUUGAAAUUUAUGGUCAAAUUACAACAACUGAAUUCUAAUCUGGAUUAAAAACACCACAUAAAUAUUUUUCCCCAUGCGUCUUGGGUUAUAAUUUUCCUUCUUAGACUUGCAAAUGUUCUUUUAUUUGCAUUUAAUUUUGUUUCUACUGGUACUAUGUUCUUAAGCUCUACACUUUCCACUUUUACAUGAUGUAAUUAAAAUACAGGUGAAAAACAUGACGAACAUUCUUCUCAGGACGCUUUUACCAUACUUGAGAGGUAGUAGGUCAGGUAUAACAUGGAAAGCUAGAGGGUUUUCGAUAUAUUUCCAUAAUUAGAAUUUCUAUAAUGAUGUUUAUCUAAAGGAAGGUACUGUAUUUAAGGUUUGAGUUUUUUUUUUUCCUCUUAAUUCUCAGUUAAAUGGUAUAUAACACGUUGAGAAACGGAACACCUCAGAUUGUCAAGUUAAUAUAUGAAAGAUGUAAAAAUUUAAAGUUUUUGAAAUCUAAAUGAAACAUUAAAGCAAGAAUUUGAGUGCUAGUUAAAACUCCUAAAAAUCACUAAAAUUAAAUUAUGUUUUUUUUUAGUGUGGUUGUACAAAUGUAGAGUUUAGAGAUGUACUUGUUAGUUUUGGAACACAAAUUUGGUAUUUAUGUUUAAAUACUUACAGAUAUAUUACAGUCCCAAAUUGCAGCUGAACGGUUGGGGAAUGUGGAUAAGUCUACACUGGAAAAAAAAAAAAAAAAAAUGAUUUUUAAUCAUAGGAAUGACUUUAUAAGCUAAAACACAUAAAUGUCUUAGGUGACAUAAAACUAGUAGCAAGAUAAGUUUUGAUACUGCUCUCUUUUCAGCAAGAGGUCAUUGAUGAUUUUUUUUUUUUUUAAUGUUACUUUAAGGAAAUAAUACAUCCUAACCAUUCAGUCCUGUUUAUGUGAAUAAAUUUUGGUAAUUUACUUGAAGAAUUUUCCAUCUGCAAAAGUGAUGUAAUUUCUCUUCAGUAAUUGUUAAAUUGUAAUUCUCUACUUUUAUUUUUUAAUCCAGGACAGGGUUUUUUUUUUUUUUUUAAUUGUUACACUAUUUAAGAUUGCAAUUAGGGGACACACCGCCUCUUAAAAUAAAAAGUGGUUGUGGUUGCAAGGAUUCUCUAUGUCAGUGAAUUUUAAAAGGGAAUGGGGAAAGAGAUGCAUACUGUCUUUGCAUGCUUCUGUAAAGAGUAUGUCAGAAUCACCUGGGCAACAUUAUGAACCUACAUGCGUAGCACCCCAGACCUCAAGAUGCUGAUACACCUGCUCAUAAGGAUCCUUGUCAUAGGGAAGCACUGUUGAUGCUCUGUCCAUGCAGUAUGUUGGGGAGCAAGAAAGAUUCAGGUAAGAAACACUGAUUUUAAUUACACCUACAUCUCUUAGAAGACUAGUACCAUUGGCAUCAUCUCUGACUUCUAAAUAUAACUUAGUUUGUCAAUUUGGAAAAUUUUAAUAUGUUAAAUCUGGGUAAUGUGUUUCCAGUUUUAAAUAUUCACUUUAAAUAACUGACUAGUAUUACAUAAUUCUAUUUUUUUUAUUACUACUAAAGACUCAAUUUUUUACAGCCUGUUUUUCAUAAGUGAUGUGAUGUAGACUAUUAGGUUGUCUCAAUCUAGGAAGGAACGCUGAUAACAUUAUAGAUCAUGUAUUUUACCAUAUGGUGGAUAGCAUUACACUAUUGAUAUGAAUGGUAAAAUAUUUCAGGUUAGCAAAAUUAAUAUAAAUUUUCUAUUCCCAAAAGCAAGAAUAAUUAGAAAUGCUAAACAAUAACAUUUAAGUGCUUGCCGUGUGCCAGACACUGUUCUGAGUGCUUUGCAUGUGUUGAUUGAUGUAGUCCUCAUAUCAGCUCUAUGUGAUAACCAUUAUCACACCAGUGGUGCUCAAGGUCACUGCUCUAAGCAACAGAGCCAGGAGUUGAACCUAGGUUUUGGGUCCAGAGCUUACAUUCCAUAUUCCAAGUUAUGAUUUUUCAUUUUAAAAACUUAUAUUUUCUUUGGUUUUGUAUGUGAUUCAUAUUAGGAAAAGGUAGAGUGGAUAAUAUGGCAGACUGAAAGAGAAUAGAUGAAGCAUUUCAAUAUGGAACUUCGGAUAUUUGCUGAACGUUGGCUGUGACAGCUUUUGAAAGGAAGGGAAGCUGAAAAAGUGACAUGCUAUUCUGGAAUGUGUCCAUUUAAAAGAAAAGUAUUCCCUCGAACCCCCACCACAAUCUUUGUGUAAGGUUUACAUACCUCAAGGAUAACAUAGAUGAUUGAUUCUAAUUCAAGUCAUAUAUUUUAAAGCAUUUUCCUUACUAUGUAUUUUUCCUAUAUCAGAUUGAAUGCUUAGAAGAGGAGACCUAAGAAUGACAGUGGAUUUAACAAGUAAUGAUAAAGCAUAUGAUUGUAAAGCUAGCUCUCAGGAGAACAUGAACAGCUAGAAAGUCUUGAAAACUCAUUCAUUUACUAAUUUUAGAAAUACAAAAUUUGUAAACAUGUUUUUUAAGUGAUUUGCUCUUUGUUAUUAGGGUCUGUCUUAGUAAUCUAGUGCUGCUAUAACAAAUACCAUACAUGGAUGGCUUUAACAGAGAAAUUUAUUUUCUCACAGUCUAGUAGGCUACAAGCCCAAAUUAGGUGGUCAGCUCCAGGGGAAGGCUUUCUCAGUCUGUCAGCUCUGGAGGAAAGUCCUUGUCAUCAGGCUUCCCCGGGAGUAGGAGCUUCACUGUGCAGGAACCCCGGGUCCAAAGCACGCGCUCUGCUCCCAGCACUGCUCUCUUGGUAUGAGGUCCCCAACUCUGCUUGCUUCCCUUUCCCUUUAUCUCUUGUAAGAUAAAAAGUGGUGCAGGCCACACCCCAGGGAAAACUCCCUUUACUUUGGAUCAGUGAUGUGACCUUAGUAAGGGUGUUAAAAUCCCACCCUAAUCCUCUAACGUAAAAUUACAAUCACAAAAUAGAGGACAACCACACAAUACUGGGAAUCAUGGCCCAGCCAAAUUGAAAAACAUGUUUUUGGGGGGACAGAAUUCAGUCCCUAUGGUCUCUAAGUUGGCUUCAAAUGAACCGAGCAAAAAUAGCUCAUUAAAUUAAGCGUGAGAAGCUCAGAGUAACCUUUUGUAUAUUCUUUAGUAACUUGUCAAAUUUUAAUAUUCCAAUAGCAAAAUACAGUUCAGGUAAUACAUAAAACUUGAUUGUACCUAAGAACUCUUUUCUGAGUCUCAGGAUUCCUUCUGCAGUUGUGAUCCUUAAAGGCUCAGCACAAUGUUUGGCACAUGGGUGAAGGCACUCUGUGAAUUCAGAUGAAUGUGCCUCAUGACUACCAAGUGUUUUAAAGGCUUAGUUGAAUUUCAUAAAUUAAAAGUUGUGCCUCAUUAUUGGGGAUACGACAAUACUCGGUGUAAGGAUGAUAGUUUUUAAUUUUUGUAAAUGGGAAUUAUUUAAUCUUUAACUUUCAGCUAGGUAAAAAGUAAAAAAUGUAGACCAACUACUGUGUUGUUCCAGAUGGCAUUAAAAGUAGAUUUUAAAGCUCUCUUGAUGUACUUGUUACCAGUAUUAGAUCAUUUGGUCCUCACAAGAUCCUAUGAAAGAAUGCAAGAAUUUGGUCCCACAUCUGUCUUAACUCCAAAGCUGGUGCUAUUAACGACUGCUAAUAUGUCCCCAGUAACGUGGUUUGGCAGGCUGUGGAUAGAACUUUAUCAUUGAAUUUGGGUCUGAAGGUAGAUAUUUCUUGGUAAAUAUUUUUGUAAAAAAUUACUUUUGUUUAUUAGUAAGUGUUCCUUGGAGAAUUUGAGAUCGUGAAACUUUUAUAGAUGCUGCACAAGGGAAAAUUGGUCAUAUUAGCUGUAUAUAUUGGUGUAUAUGCUGUAUGCAGAUUACUUUGUUUACAAUCAGUUCGUGGAACUGAUGUCAUAAAAACCUGUAAAAUUCAUCUUAAGUUUUAUUUCCCAUAUGAUGUUAUCCUCUGUAUUUAAAAAGUACCACUAGACUGAUUUUUUAAAUGCAGUGGAGUUGUAGGGUAGAAGAGACAGAAAACCUACUUAAAGGAUAAGUAAUCAAGUGGGAAAAAGAAAAUCUGCAUUUGGCAACUAUAACUGUUCCAAUAGGCAAACAUUGUAUUAUGUAACUAUGAAAUAGACUCUUUGUAGCAAACCUAUUACAAUUUCAUCUGAAUGAAAAUAGAGGGGAAGAAGAGAGGCCAUCUAAGUAAAACAGCCUAUGCUAUUAUGCUCAUCACAUUUUUAAAAUACCUUUAAGUUUGCAGUUUAUAAUACUAAGAAAAGCUUUUUUUUUAACCAAAAUUAGUAUCCAGUUUUAUAAUAAGACAUCUGUAUUCACUGGACUUGCCUUGAACUGAUGAAAACAUAAUGUAAUCCAUCCUCAAAGAAAUGAUUUGCUAUCAUUAAGGUCAUAGAAAAGAGUAUGUUACAGACUUUGAGAAACAAUUCCAAAAGCAAGUGCUUUUGGUGUUUUCAAACUUCUUGUGCACCCCAGAAUUCCCAGGGAAGCUUAUAACCGAACAAAAAAUAAUAAUAAUAAUUAUUUGGGGCAGUUAGGUUUGGGAACCAUUGGUUUGGAUUAUAGGUGUUAAAGGAUAUGAACUCCCACUUUUAUUAUUUCGAAGAGAACAUUAAUAGGAUAUAUAAGUUGUGAGAUUCUAUUUAACAUAUCUUACAUGCACGUGUAUGCCUCAGCUGGUUAAGGCAACAGGUACAGAGGUUUGAUUCCAAAAUGGACCAGUUAAUUUCAAAUUCUGGUUAUAGGUACAGUAUUAAUCACAGCCAAACAGUUGUCCCUAGUGGAUCCUCCUAAUUAGGGUGUAGGUGGGAAGAGGGUAUCAGAGUUUUCCUCAUAGCCAAAGGACAACUUGUGCUUUACUAUUUUAGUUAGGUGUUCUUAGUGCAAGAAAUUCAAUCUAGAAACUAUUUAAAACUUAGUGGAUUCUAUCUCAUUACUGAAUUUAGAUUGCAACAUUCAAGGAGUUGUUAGGUGCCCUCAAGUCAGCUCUAACUCAUAGUGACCUUAUGCACAACAGAGCGAAACACUUCCCAGUCCUGCGGCAUCCUUACAAUCAUUAUGCUUGAGCUCAUCGUUGCAGCCACUGUGUCGAUCCACCUGGUUGAGGGUCUUCCUCUUUUCCGCUGACCCUGGACUCUGCCAAGCAUGAGGUCCUUCUCCAGAGACUGAUGCCUCCUGACAACCUGUCCAAAGUAUGUAAGGCACAGUCUUGCCAUCCUUGCUUCUAAGGAGCAUUCUGGUCCCACUUCUUCCAAGACAGAUUUGUUCAUUCUUUUGGCAGUCCAUGGUAUAUUCAAUACUUUUCCGCCAACACCACAAUUCAAAGGCGUCAAUUCUUCAGUCUUCCUUAUUCAUUGGCCAGCUUUCACAUGCAUAUGAUGCGAUUGGGAAUACCAUGGCUUGGGUCAGGCACACCUUAGUCUUCAAGGUGACGUCUUUGCUUUUCAACACUUUAAAGAGGUCCUUCGCGGCAGAUUUACCCAAUGCAACACGUCCUUUGAUUUCUUGACUGCUGCUUACAGGGCUGAUGAUUGUGGAUCCAAGUAAAAUGAAAUCCUUGACAACUUCAAUCUUAUCUCCAUUUAUCAUGAUGUGGCUUAUUGGUGCAGUUGUGAGAAUUUUUGUUUUCUUUAUGUUGAGGUGCAAUCCAUACUGAAGGCUGUGGUCUUUGAUCUUCAUUAGUGUUUCAAGUCCUCUUCACUUUCAGCAAGCAAGGUUGUGUCAUCUGCAUAAUGCGGGUUGUUAAUGAGUCUCCCUCCAGUCCUUAUGCCCCAUUGUUCAUAUAGUCCAGCUUCUUGGAUUAUUUGCUUAGCAUAUAUAUUGAAUAGGUAUGCUGAAAGGAUAUAGCCAUGAUGCACACCUCUCCUGACUUUAAACCAGUCUGAACAACUGCCUCUUGAUCUAUGUAAAGGUUCCUCAUGAGUACAGUUAAGUGUUCUGGAAUUCCCAUUCUUCGCAAGGUUAUCCAUAACUUGUUAUGAUCCACACAGUGGAAUGUCUUUGCAUAGUCUAUAAAACACAUGUAAACAUCCUUCUGGUAUUCUCUGCUUUCAGCCAGGAUCCGUCAGACAUCAGCAUUGGUAUCCCUGGUUCCACGUCCUCUUCUGAAACCAGCCUGUCAAUACACUGCUGCAGCCAUUUUUGAAUGAUCUUCAGCAAAAUUUUGCUUGCAUGUGACAUUAAUGAUAUCGUUCUAUAAUUUCCACGUUUGGUUGGAUCACCUUUCUUGGGACUAGGUAUAAAUAUGGAUCUCUUCCAGUUAGUUGGCCAGGAAGCUGUCUUCCGUAUUUCUUGGCAUAGAUGAGUGAGCACCUCCAGCGCUGCUUCCGUCUGUCAAAACAUGUCAAUUGAUAUUCUGUCAAUUCCUGGAGCCUUGUGUCUGUCAGUUUUUGAUACUGUGGGGCUUGUGUGUUGCUGUGAUGCUGGAAGCUAUGCCACUGGUAUUCAGGUACCAGCAGGGUUACUCAUGGAGGACAGGUUUCAGCUGAGCUUCCAGGCUAAGACAAAGAAGAAGGACCCAGCAUUCAAAGAGUAAUUCUAAGAAAAAAGCAAGUGCCUGCUGAACAGAUUUGGACUUUUUUUUCCCCCAUAAGAACCAUUGCAUUCUGAAGCAAUUCAGUGACAUCUGGGUAACACAUACUGGGAUAUUUUAGUUAUUUGUGCUGUCAGCCUUUUAAGAUUAUAAGCGUGGUGUAAACCUUAGCCUUCAUCACUGUCAGUGUAAUCCAAAUGAUGCAGUGUUGGCAGCGAGGCCAAGUCUAUGGUUUGAUGGUGAUCCACUUCAUCUGGCAGAAGGUGACUCCCCUGAGAAGACUGAUACUCCUUAAGACCCACAUGUGAAUUUUGCAUUGUUUCUCAGUAAUGAGCUUUCACACGAUCAUUUAUAUUCUUGUACCUGUAAUUAUGCAAAAUAUUUAUUUUUAAAACUUCUCAUUUUUACAAAAUUGAGGCUCAAAAAUAUCUCUCAUCAGAUUGGGAAUAAUUAAGUAGGGUCCAAGUGUAUAAGAAAGAAGCCCUGGUGGUGCAGUGGUUAAGCACUCUGCUGCUGACCUAAGAGCAGCAGUUCCACCCACCAGCGGCUCUGCAGGAGAAAAGACCUGGCAACCACCUGUAAAAAUUACAGCCUUGGAAACCAAACGAGCAAUUCAGCUCUGUCCUCCAGGUUCGCUAUGAGUCAGAAUUGAUGGCCCACGACAGCAAGUGUAUAAGGAAACCCACAAAUUCCUUGAAAAAAUCAAACUCCAAUUCUCAAGGUUGGCAGAGGAGGGAGGGCCAACCUUUCAUCCUGUACCCCUAAAGAUGCACCUUCCCUUUGGAGGUGUCUCAGUGAUUGUUGUUCACACCACUCUAGCCACAGGAGUUACUGCCUCAGCCCAAGUGUGGAUAUACAGCCUACUAAUGUUUGUUUCUCCAUGUAACUUUUCCAUAGGACUCAACUAUGAAUCCAGUGACAGACCUGGAUGACAGAAGUGCUGUCCUGUGGGAGAUUUUUCCCCUCUGUAGCCUCUCGCAGAAGAUCAGAGCUUGAAUUUACCGAAGGAGCAGCUGCUGGCAUGGUCUAACUUUAACAGUUCUUAGCAUGACACUACCUCAUUUCUUCUCACGUGCUGAAGUCUGGGAAACAACUAAAAUGGCAAAUAAAUGAGGCUGAAACAAAAGGAAGAAAUAAAUGAGACUGAAGCAAAAGGAAGGACAAAUAAAGGGCCUGGCAUUGUGGGAGUUUGUUCAGAUGCUGCUGCAAGGCAAUUUGGGUUUGGAUUCUGAAGUGUGGAGGAAAUCUAAUGGUGGAUAACUGAUAUAAAAUUGCCUCUCUACAUUGACUUUUAAUUGCUGAAGUUUCAGUAUAGGUUUACUAGGGAGAACUCCUUUAAGAAGGAGUAAAGAGGUUGAAAGGGGACCGUGGAGGAUAAAGUAACAAUACCAAAUCCCACUAAGCAUUCUAGUUCAUUCAUUGAUUCCCUCAUGACAGUCUGUGUAAACAAAUUUGUAAGAUUUAUAAGACGCGUGUAUUUUCAAAAGUUACCUAUAUUGGUGAUAUAAACUCCCAUUCAUUCAAAGGUGAAAUUGGGGUGUUGUUGCUAAAUGAACAUUCCCAAUAUUUUAUUUAACCUGUGUAACCUAAUUUUAUAGAAUGUGAAUCUAAUUAAAGAUAUUUAAAACUAUACUGAAUAACAUUUUGGUUUUCAUAGAAUUUAUUAAUUCAUAUGUAUUGUGUACCUUCUUUGUGCCUGAUACAGUUUUGAUGAACAAAAUAGAUAAAAAUCCUCUCCUUCAAGGAGAGUGCAUUGGGGAAAACAGCCAAAUAUAAGUUAUAUAGCAUGCAGAAUACAGUUAGUGCUACAAAGAAAAAAUAAAGCAACCAAGGUACUGAGGAGUGGCAUGGUGGGAGAGGAGUAAGUGAUGCUUUCAGGUAGGGUGAUCAGUGUCCGCCUCAUUUAGAAGGUAACUUUUGAGCAGGGACUUGAAGGACAUGAAGGAACAAGCAAGCCAUGUCUCUAUCAGAAUUUUCUGACGAGCUAAAGGUAUACCCAAUGGCACUGAGUCGAUUCUGAUUCAUAGUGACCCUAUUGGACAGAGUAGAACUGCUCCAUAGAGUUUCCAAGGAGUGCCUGGUGGGUUCGAACUACUGACCUUAUCAAAACUUAGCUCUUAACCACUUUGCCACCAGGGUUUCCAGCUAAAAGUAUAGUAUAUAUUUUAUUGAUUAUUCUUUAUUAAAACUUCAUUUAGAAAAGAUCAAGAUGAGAAAAUUACUUAAUGUUUGCAGAGACCUUUAUAUUUUUUACUCUUUGAAAAUAAAUUCUGCCUUUCUAUCCAACCCCUCCCCACCUCUCUUUACUGUAUUAGCCUUCACCUAUUUACCUGGACUUUUGCAGACUAUAGUCACAUGUAUAAAUGAAGCAAAGCAGGAUCAAGAAAAUUAGUUUUAAAUCUGUUGGCAUCUGACAAGGAGCCUGCCUUCUGGAGUCAUUGCCCCUGAUUGAGCAUGUGGGGUCCAUCCUAGACUGGCCUGUAGCUUGGUUCCUUCUGUUCCUCUUCCGAGUCAGGCUGAUCCGUUCACUUGAUGAGCUUCCUGUUUUGCUCCUUCACAUGUCUGGCUUGAACUCUCCCAUUACAGUUUCCUUCCAGACCUAAACUUUGCCUCACAACUACUUCCUAUUUUUCUACCUGUUUCACUUGUAGUGACGUAUAUUCCUCUUGUCUCCAGCUAAAUUGAUGCUUCUUAAGGAAGAAAGCUCCUUUACAAGAUGUGCCCACUCACUGGAUAUACCCAUUCUCACCAUACAGACAGGAACUUGGGACUUGACCACAGUUUGAAGAGCACAAUUGCCAGAUGGGGUCUCUUGACCUCCAAUCCAUGAAAUUUCUGGCCCCUCAGCUACAUUUAAUUCCUUCAGUAAUUAGCAUUUUCCUUUGAAAGUUCUGAUCUACAAAUAGACACAGAAGUUUGCAUUUUUCUUUAAUCCAAGUCCAACCAUUAUAAAUGAACUCCUUUUGGUUAGAUAUGAACUGUUCCCUGGUGUAGAACCCAAGAAUCCUAGAUAUCUGUUAGUUCUUUCUGAGUGGAUUUUCCCAGAGUCCCUGGGUUGAUUGGACACAACUUCAUAAACUCCCACAAUUUUGUUGUCUACUUAAUUUUGAAUCAUUUUGUCCCAGAAUGAAGACUACUACUAAAUGGAUUAUCUUUCUGUGGUAGUAUAAAUUUCGUAUUGCUACUGUAACAAAUUACCACAAUCUUAGUGGAUUAAAUAUAUUAUUUUACAGUUCCAGAGAUUAGAUAUCCAAAAUCAGUCUCACUGUUCUAAAGUCAAGGUGUCGGCAGGGCUGAUUCUUCUUGGAGACUCUAGGAAAGAAUUUGUUUGUUUCCUUGCUUUGCCAGCUUCUAGAAGUCGCUUCACAACCCCUUCCUUCAUCUUCUAAGCCAGCAGCAUAGCAUCUUCAAAUCUCUCUUCACUCCCACUUCUUCCAUUGUUGCAGCACCUUCUCUCUGACUCUGAUUCUCCUGCAUCCUUCUUGUGAUGACCCUUGUGAUUACAUUUGGCCCAUCCAGAUAAUCCAGGAUAGUCUCCCCAUCUCAAGAUCCUUAGUCACAUCUUCAAAACCCCUUUUGCCAGAUAGAGUAACAUAUUCACAAGUAAGUUCUGGGGAUUAGGAUGUGGAUGUCUUCGGAAGUCAUUCAGUCCAUCACACUGAGCAGUCGUGUCCAUUUAUUCCUGAAUCGUCUGUGGUUUCCUUGCCCAUACUGGCUGAGUUGAGUAUUUGCAACAGAGACCUUAUGGCCUACAAGGCUUGAAAUAUUUACUGUCUAGCCCUUUAUAGACACUUCUCCCUCACCUUUUUGUCUUGCUCUUCCAACCAUCUCCCAGGACCAGAAGGGACAAACUCCUCUUUUACUUCCCUUGUUUAGUAUCCUCCACCUUUGUGAUUCCUACUUCCUGACUAACCCCUCAUGACAGACAGGAUUAUUUUCUAUGAAUUCUGGGAGAGAUUCUACUGCUUUGCGGCUCAGGGCUAGCCGUUGGUAUAUUAAAUGGAAGCAAAGGAAUUUAGACAUUUCUUGAUUUUCAACUAUCAAGCAUAUUUGCCUAUUGUCUGCUUGCAAAAUGCCAUUUAAAUGUCAGAAAAUGAAUACCCCUUUGUUCAUCAUUACAGUUCUGCUCUACAAGUGAAUGUUAAUAAUUCUUAUUUUGCAGUAUCUCUUGAAGGUAGAUGAACACCUUGGACUCAUCUAUGUGGGAAAGCAGAAAAAGCAUAUACAUUAUAUUUAAAAACAUUAUCUCCACUAUGCUAGCUAAACCUUAUGGUUAAGCCUAAUUUCCAUAAGACAGUUAUGAAGUUUAUACAUGGUAAAAAAGACUUCUUUAAGUAUGAGUGGAAUAAUAUAAAAAGAUUGAACUGGAGAUUUGUCUUGGGGAUACCACACUCCAUUUCUUCACAUCAAUGUGAGGCAAAAGUGUAGCCAAGAGGAGAGACCGUGCAGCCCUUCUCCUGGGAGAGGCAGACAGACUGUCUUGAAUGGCACAGGAAUUGAGAAAUAUGAUGGGUUAAAUAGAGGGCAUGGUGGUGGGGGCUGGAAGGCUGAAAAUUAGGUAUUUAACAUGGUAAAUAAUAGGAAGCCACUUAAAAUUUGAACUGAGACAUCAGGUACAGAGAUAAAUAAGUUUAAAUCAACCAGAAAAAAACAAUUACAAUGAAAAUAUCCUCAGUAGAAAUGUGAUUUGGACUUUCUAAACCAUGACAAUCUAAAGUAUUUGACCCCAGAGCAACACUGGUCUUGAUAUUCAUACAUGAUUUACUCUCGUUCUCUCCAGUUAAGAAUAUAACAUGUUGGCGUUUAUUUCUGAUUUUAAAUUCUUAAACCUUAAGUUGGGUUCGUAAGUGGAGAAAAACAUUUAAAUUGGUAUAACAUCUAAUGUUUUAAAGUAGAGAAGUUCUCUGUACAAUUUCACAAAUAAUAUAUAGCCCAAAAGCAUUCUGCUUAAAGCACAGAAAUAUGACAUGAAUUAACUUGAAGAUUAAUAUUUUUCCUCACUGGGUCUUGUCAACAAAUGUCUAACCUUAUUUUGCAAAAAUAGCCCAUUAUAGCAUUGAUGAAUUUUUGUUACAUUUUUGGAAAGUAAAAUUGGAUCAAGAACAUCAGUUAUUGACUUAAAAACCAAGCUUUGAGUGUGACCUCCAGCCAGAGGCUUUACCUUUGUGUAUGUCAUUUGAAUGUGGUAGGUUGGACCAAACUGGUGGGUGAAUCAAACUCUAACUCUCUUGUUUCCUGCAUGUGUGCGUGCAUGUGUUUCGCCAACUUUUUUUUUAACAUCGAGUUUAUACGCCUUUGAUGAAGCCUGCAUUCUACAGUUUUACCACACUUGGCACCAUGAUCUAUUGUCAUAUACAGGAUUAACUUUUCCAUAACCUGUCUGGAAGGCAUCUGAGUCUGUGACUGUUGGAUUAAAUGGUCCUAUUUUAUAGGGUCGCUAUUUAUGAGUCAGGAUCGACUUGAUGGCAGUGGGUUACUAUCCAUUCCAACUCCCAAAACUGUAAUAAAUAGGCACUUGCUGAAUCCACCAGGGGUCAGCACACCAAGCAUUAUCACCUUAAUAUCAAGGUGUAUGGAACCAAGAAAAAAAUUUAGAAAGCAUAGGAAAGCCAAAGACCUUUUGAAAUUUGCAUAUACAUAAACUCAGUAUUUAUGGAACCUUAGAAAUCAGACAACCCUCUGUAAAAAUCUUCCUUUUGAACUUUUUGAGUGGUCAGUAUGUAAUGGAACAUCUGAUUUGUUUCUGGAAGCCCAGUAGUGAAAGGCCAGUCAUAUGUGAUCUUACUUCCCUUUCUCUUCAGGUGUGGGGCAGCUUGUUUCUUUUAAAGGCAAGGGGGGGAUAUUCUCCAGAUCUAGGCACAGGUCUCGGGAGAAGCAUUGUCAGGGGAUUCUGGAACUUGCUGAGAGAUAGAAUCAGAAACUCCUGAAGUCUCUUCCAACUCCUAAGAAUCCACAAUUCUCUCUAAGUUCAUGCCUUUGGAUCCUCCCAUUCCCCGGCUUUUCUUCAAAAUGUAUCAGCAUUUUAAUAAAAAGACAGCUGGUGGUCCUCCCUUUACCACAUAAUGCCACUCUAAUGGUUAAGUGCCCUGCUAGUAACUGAAAAGUUAGGUGUUUUAAUUCACUCAGAUGUGUCUCGGAGGAAAGGCCUGGUGAUGUACAUUCGAAAGAUCACAGACAUUGAAAACCCUAAGGAGCACAGUUCUACUCUGUCACCAUGAGUCGGAUUUGACUUGAGGGUAGCUGGUUUGAUUUGGUUUUGGUCAUUCUAAGAAAAUAACACCUGCUGAACCCCUGGCAUGGCUUUUAUAUGCUGAAGAUACACAAGACUUGUCCUCAUGAAACAUGUGACCCAGAAAGUUAGCUGUCUCCAACUGGGUGGGCAUAUGACUUGAGAUCAUCUCAUAGAAAUGAGUCUCUGGACCAAACCAGGUUCUGACUGAGACCCAUCUCCUCCUGGGAAGAAGACCAGGGUGAGGGAGAGAAUAGCCAAAGGGUGAGAAGACAUCUCUGGGUCUAACUUGGAGGACAGCAAAUGGAAGGAAGGGCUGAAAACCUGGACUUUUAAGAUUGACUUUUUUUUUUUUUUAAUUUUAUUUUUCUUAAAUAGUUAAACUUUGGUUUCCUGGUAUACUUGUCCUUUUGGAAAACGCUGGUCUGCCUCAACCGUGAAGGGAGAACAAUGAGAAUGCUGAAGUCAGCCCUAUGCUGGGUAUAAACAGUAGCAGGAGCCUGGGAUAUGGUGGGAUGACUGGAACAGACCCAAAUGAUGAGGAGGGAGAGAGAGAGGAAAGAGAAGAGAGCAGCCUAACAGGAAUACAUUUGCACACUUGGGCUUAGAGUUUAUGCUGUGUCUUCAACCCUUUGAUGGCCCAAUUCUCUGCUUUGAAUUUUUUGAUACCAUGUGUUUGGAAACCCUAGUGGCACGGUGGUUAAGAGCUACAGCUGCUAACCAAUAAAGUUGGCAGUUCGAAUCCACCAAGCACUCCUUGGAAGCAUUUUAGGAUCACUAUGAGUCAGAAUUGACUCCACAGCAAGGGUGUGGUUUUUUAGUUUGAGUUACUAAACCAAAAAAACCAAACCCAGUGCCAUUGAGUCGGUUCCGACUCAUAGUGACCUUAUAGGACAGAGUGGAACUGCCCCAUAGAGCCAAGGAGCACCUGGCAGAUUCAAACUGCCGACCCUUUGAUUAGCAGCUGUAGCGCUUCACCACUACACCACAAGGGUUUCCGUUAAUGGAGGCAUGCUGAAUCAUUGAGUGUGUCUGAAUUUUGGGUAGGUAGCGUGGAUUUCUGUUUUCUUGCCCCCUCUCACAAGCCUACCCUGAAUGUUUAGUCGUUCAUAAGAAGUACCACUAAUUAUACCCCAGAGUCUCAACUGGGGUCUAUUGGUACAUAUGUGUAAUAAAUAAAAACUUUCAAAAUUUCUAUUUUUCCUACCCAAAAUUCAGACACCUCACACCAAACCCAAACCCAUUGCUGUUGAGUCGAUUCCUACUCACAGCGACCGUAUAGCACUAAUACCCUGUAAAAACAGUAAUUUUUGGCACAUGCCUGUUUCUUCAGACAGUCAGAAAGGCCCCUUGCUUUGCAGCAUGUGCUGUCAGUGGUACAGAAACCAAAAGAAAAAAAAAAAAAAAAACAGUGCCG
This is a messenger RNA of Loxodonta africana (African savanna elephant), 18043 nucleotides long. It is a transcript of the gene CUL3, whose product is annotated as cullin 3. The record is from RefSeq and is a predicted model, not a curated record. The transcript is spliced from 17 exons. Gene Ontology annotation, cellular component: Cul3-RING ubiquitin ligase complex. The coding region runs from base 83 to 2389 and encodes 768 amino acids. Gene Ontology annotation, molecular function: ubiquitin protein ligase binding. Lineage: Eukaryota; Metazoa; Chordata; Mammalia; Proboscidea; Elephantidae. Gene Ontology annotation, biological process: protein ubiquitination; ubiquitin-dependent protein catabolic process.